CCUAAAAUACCCCAAACUCUCACCGCCGAUCCCAAUCCCUACCUCACCGCCGAUGUGAGCCACGCCGGAGAUUCCCAAGCCGCGGGCGCUUCCUGCCGCCGAAUCGAUUCCCUCGCAGGCGAGGCCACUAGGAGGACCUCAGGAGUAAGCUACUUGUAUGAUGGAGGCUGCAAUGUAUCGCCAUUGGUCAGAUCUUCAGCCGGAACUCCUGGGCCUUGUUCUCAAGCACCUGCCCUCCCUGUCUGACCGUGUUCGUCUAAGAGCAGUCUGUCGCACCUGGCGCUCUAAUAGUAUGUUGCAGCCCCUUCCUCUGCCAUUCCCGUGGCUCACCCUCCCAGACGGUACUUUCCUCAGCAUUCCAGGCAGUGAAAUUCACCGCAUACCUGUACCAGAAGGUGCUUGUUGCCAAGGCUCCAUUGACAACUGGCUAUUCCUCAUUGACAAUGGUAAUGUGUGCUCAUUGAUGAAUCCUUUCUCCAAGACUGCAUUAGAGCUUCCUAAUCUAGUGGCUGUUUGGGAGCGUGAGAUACGUUACCACUCUGACCGUAAACCAAUUUUCUAUAAGUUGGUGGUGCCCUCUCCCCUGGACUCAUCACCUCAUUCCCCUGUCGUUGCACUAAUCAUGGACGAUGGUUGUUUCCAUACACUCUGUAUUAGCCAGCCACCGAUCGCCACUGGCUCGCUCAGAGAUAAUAAGGAUCCACGACUGUUCCUCAGUGAUGUUGUAUUCUUCAACGGGAAGUUGUACGCAUGGGGUCGCUUCGGCCAGCUAUUCAUCGUUGAUUUGGACAAUGACCGUACCAUUUCAUCCAUCAGCUGCAUAAUUGACUCUUUGGGUGAUAUAGGUGGAACACCUCAAGAUUUGUCCAUAGCAGAGGAGUACAUGGUCUUUGAGGCAGACCUGCACACCAGCCCCGGUCGAUGGAGAAAGGCCACUGAGUUGGGUGGCCAUGCGCUCUUUCUUGGCCAACAUGGCUCCAAGUGCCUGCCUGCUGUGGAAUGCAGUGGAUACCAUGAGGAUUGCAUCUACUUCAUGUGUGACUAUGUCUGGCCGACCUCUUCUGCGAAUCCUCUUUGCGACUCUGGUGUGUACAGCAUGAGGGAUGGCACAAUCACGCCAUUGAUGUCAGAGGCAGCAGCAGCACCGCUGCAGCGUGUUGGACAGUGGCGGCCCACAUGGUUCUUCCCUCCUCAAGCUGUGUGA
Messenger RNA from Triticum urartu, 1204 nucleotides. The record is from RefSeq and is a predicted model, not a curated record. NCBI's taxonomy places the organism in Eukaryota, Viridiplantae, Streptophyta, Magnoliopsida, Poales, Poaceae.